UUUGGCUCUAUUUCUCCAAAUCUCAUCUUACUAUGUGUAGCCUCGGACGCUUGAUAGCGUUCGGUUUGUUGGCCCAAGUUGCAGUUCGUGCAAACGCAAACCCCACCCCGAAUAACUCUUCGCAUUCGACUUGCAGAGCAAUUCCAGGGUUACCGGACUGGCCGAGUGAUUCUUCCUGGGCUUCGCUGAACAGUUCUCUCAGUGGUCGACUUUUCAAACCUAUUCCACCUGGUGCAGUCUGUCACCCAGAUCAACCGACUUUCAAUGCAACGCUGUGUCCCAUGGUUCAAGCCGAAUGGCUCACGGCAGUCUUCCAUACAGAUGAUCCGGUCAGCGCGGUCCAACAGAACUGGAACAAUGAUACUUGUCUUCCACAAGCAAAUGUUACCUGCAGUGGAGAGGGAUACCCCAUUUAUGUGAUUAAUGCGACUUGUGCGGAGCAUAUAAAAAUUGGAGUUGAUUAUGCCCGGAGACACAAUAUCAGAUUGAUCGUGAAGGCAACUGGACAUGAUCAUAAUGGACGAUCGUCUGCUCCAAAUUCCCUGUCGAUAUGGACGCAUCACAUGAACGGACUUUCGUUCCACGAAGGCUUCGCGCCGAAGGGCUGCAAUUUUUCCAUUGAUACCCAUGCGGUAACAGCUGCUGCAGGUUCUCAGUUUGGUGAGAUGGAUCUUCAGGCAAGUCUGAGAAAUCUGACCAUAGUAGCCGGCAACUCUGAAACUGUUGGUCCUGGUGGAUAUCUGACAGGUGGUGGCCAUGGAGCAUUGAGUGCAACUUAUGGCAUGGGUGCCGAUCAGGUCCUCGAAAUGGAAAUAGUCACACCACGCGGAGAAAUACUCACAAUCAAUGAAUGCCAAAAUCAGGAUUUGUUUUGGGCAAUUCGUGGGGGGGGCGGAUCCACUUUUGGGGUCAUCACCUCGGCAACGAUCAAAGCCUUCCCAGCGACCCCUUUUGCUGCCGUGACGUUUCUUGUCGGCACGAACACAACCUCAGAUGCUUACUGGAGCGUCAUUGCUUACAUUCUCUCGCAAUAUCCAAGUCUCUCUGGGCAAGGAAUUGCAGGCAUUCCAUUUAUAUUGCCAAGUUUCACCAACGUCGAAUUGAACAUCACCACGCCGGUAGCAGCAUAUGCAGGAUAUUUCUUUAUGCCGCUCCUCUCACCCUCCAAUUCAUCAGCAACACUGGCUGCGGCGAUUACGGAUGUCUUUAAUAACGCUACCGCUCCGUUUCCAGGACAGUUCAAGGUCAUUGUGCUCCCAAAAACUUAUCCCGAUUUCUAUGCUUGGUUCAAAGACACCAACGGACCGCUGGAUGGUGGGUCUGAUGCUUUGGUGGGUUCUUGGCUCCUGGAUGAAAAAGCGUUGACAGGAGAUCUGAACUCUUUGAAAGAGGCGAUUAAAGCAUUUACUCCACCGGACUCAUAUAGUGGGCCUUACUUAGUCUCUGGAAGGAAUGUGUGGGAUUCUGUUCCUCGUGGAGGAAGCAAUAGUAUCAAUCCAGCUUGGAGAAAAGCCUAUCUGCACUUCACAAACAGCGUUUCAUGGGAGCCUCUAGACCCAGCUGGAAAGGCAAAGCAGGAAGAUUUUCUUACCAACACUUACACCAAGGCACUUCGUGAUCUUGCUCCAGAUAUGGGAGCAUAUGUGAAUGAGGCGGACCCAAACACGCCGAACUGGCCACAUGCCUUUUGGGGAGAUAAUUAUUCAAGACUUCUAGACAUCAAGCGAAAAGUUGACCCGCAUGAUGUGUUUUGGUGUACGCCAUGCGUUGGAAACGAACGAUGGGAGGAAGUUGGAAAUAUGCUUUGUCAAGUCUAAAAGUUGAUAACAGCCAUUUGAGAUCGGUUUCUUAUAAACAGGAAACUCGUCGAGACAUUCAUGUGGCUGAUGGUGGAGCCAAUACUGACUUUUAUGCCCUUCUUUCUUUUGCGUCAACUCAUCUCGAUCACUC
Molecule: messenger RNA, 1950 nt
Organism: Hyaloscypha bicolor E
Lineage: Eukaryota; Fungi; Ascomycota; Leotiomycetes; Helotiales; Hyaloscyphaceae
Product: FAD-binding domain-containing protein
Exons: 6
Coding region: 33-1817 (594 amino acids)
Molecular function (GO): oxidoreductase activity; FAD binding
Source: RefSeq, a predicted model, not a curated record